Elephantulus edwardii (Cape elephant shrew) is the source of this 1206-nucleotide messenger RNA. It is a transcript of the gene TFDP1, whose product is annotated as transcription factor Dp-1. Gene Ontology annotation, molecular function: RNA polymerase II transcription regulatory region sequence-specific DNA binding; DNA-binding transcription factor activity, RNA polymerase II-specific. The record is from RefSeq and is a predicted model, not a curated record. Lineage: Eukaryota; Metazoa; Chordata; Mammalia; Macroscelidea; Macroscelididae. The transcript has 11 exons. Gene Ontology annotation, biological process: regulation of cell cycle; regulation of transcription by RNA polymerase II. The annotation marks the transcript as partial. Gene Ontology annotation, cellular component: transcription regulator complex; nucleus.
AUGGCCGGAGACCUGGGAAUGGCCGGUCUAAUUGAAGCCAAUGGAGAACUCAAGGUCUUUAUAGACCAGAAUCUUAGCCCUGGAAAAGGUGUGGUCUCCUUAGUAGCUGUUCAUCCAUCCACAGUAAACACUCUUGGAAAACAACUCCUGCCUAAAACCUUUGGACAGUCCAAUGUCAACAUUGCACAGCAAGUGGUAAUUGGUACACCUCAGAGACCUGCAGCGCCAAAUACUAUCCUGGUAGGAAGUCCACACACCCCUAACACACACUUUGUAUCACAGAACCAGGCUUCAGACUCCUCACCUUGGUCCGCUGGGAAACGCAACAGAAAAGGAGAAAAGAAUGGCAAAGGUCUGAGGCAUUUUUCAAUGAAGGUUUGUGAGAAGGUCCAGAAAAAAGGAACCACUUCAUAUAACGAAGUGGCCGACGAGUUGGUUGCGGAGUUCAGUGCUGCUGACAACCAUAUUUUACCAAAUGAAUCAGCUUAUGACCAGAAGAAUAUAAGACGACGAGUCUAUGAUGCCUUAAAUGUCCUAAUGGCCAUGAACAUUAUCUCUAAGGAGAAGAAAGAAAUCAAAUGGAUUGGUCUGCCUACUAACUCGGCUCAGGAAUGUCAGAAUUUAGAGGUAGAGAGACAGAGAAGACUUGAAAGAAUAAAACAGAAACAGUCUCAGCUUCAAGAACUUAUUCUACAGCAAAUUGCCUUCAAGAAUUUGGUACAGAGAAACCGGGAGGCAGAGCAGCAAGCCAGCCGGCCACCCCCCUCCAACUCCGUCAUCCACCUCCCGUUCAUCAUCGUGAACACCAGCAAGAAGACCGUGAUCGACUGCAGCAUUUCUAAUGACAAGUUUGAAUAUCUGUUUAAUUUUGACAACACGUUUGAAAUCCAUGAUGACAUAGAAGUAUUAAAGCGAAUGGGAAUGGCUUGUGGACUAGAAUCGGGAAACUGUUCAGCCGAAGACCUUAAAAUUGCGAGAAGUUUGGUACCUAAAGCUCUGGAACCUUAUGUGACAGAAAUGGCUCAGGGAUCAAUCAGCGGUGUAUUUGUCACAUCCUCGGGUUCAACUUCAAAUGGCACAAGGCUUUCUGCCAGUGACUUGACCAACGGGGCUGAUGGGAUGCUGGCCACGAGCUCCAAUGGUUCUCAGUACAGCGGCUCCAGGGUGGAGACUCCAGUGUCUUACGUCGGGGAAGAUGAUGACGAC